AUGGACAAAAUCAACUCGCUCCUGAGCCCUAUUGGAUACAGCAACAACAGUUGUGGCUAUUGCCACAGCAAAUCUGGAAGCUUUUCAUAUUACGCAUCGACAACCUCCUUGAGCACUGGGUUCUAUCAAUGUCUACUUAAUCGCGGUUGGAGAAGGUCAGGAAGUUUGCUCUACAAGCCUGACCAGCUGGCAUCAUGUUGCCCUCAAUACACAAUUCGUCUCGAUUCCGAGCUCUUCCAUGCUUCGAAAGAUCAACGGCAGGCUCUGAAUCGGUUCAACAAGCAUAUCCUUGGCGAUUCUUACAUCAAAGACACGGCAAAGUUCUAUCCUAGGUCACGCGAGCAAGCCAAGAAGCGCAACACCGACUUUGAUUUAGUGGAGCGGGUUCAUGAAGGCGAAAAGGGACACCUGAAAACCCCGCCUGAGCCUUCAUAUUCCUUGACAGUCACGCUCGAGCCGGAUGAGUUCACGGAGGAGAAAUAUGUCCUGUUCGAGAACUAUCAACGUCUGGUUCACCAUGAACCUCCACACCGAAUAUCGAGACCGGGCUUCAAGAAGUUCCUCUGCAAUUCUCCACUGCCUCGGUCAGCAGAGAAGUUUGAUGGUCGGGAACGCCGAUUGGGAUCAUACCAUCAAUGUUAUCGAAUCGACGGGACACUUGUCGCCAUUGGAGUACUUGAUCUCCUUCCACAAUGCGUUAGUGCCGUGUACUUUAUCUAUCACGAAUCUGUCCAUCAGCAUGGCCUUGGAAAAGUUGGUGCUUUAAGAGAAAUUGCCUUGGCAAAGGAAGAAGGAUACAAGUGGUGGUAUGCAGGAUUCUACAUCCACAGCUGUGUCAAAAUGAGAUACAAAGGAGACUACACGCCUCAGUACAUGCUGGAUCCUGGGUCCUACAACUGGGAUCCGCUGGACGACGAGAUGAAGAAAAGGCUGGAUAGCAAGAAGUUUGUGAGCCUUUCACUUGAACAAGCAGCGUCUUCGGCGGUAGCGCCCCUAACCCCAACACCUGCGAAUCCAACCGACGACUCCACAGAUACGGAUAUGGAUGACCCAGACUUCGAUGGACAAUCUAAUGAGGAAGACGGACCUGUACCAGACCCCGAAAAGCCUAUCUUCGAACGAUCAAUCCCCGGCAUACUCACGAAAGAGCAGAUAUUCGCUGAAGUUGACCUCGAUCACAUCAAAAUACGUGUCCGAGACACAGAAGCAGAGACUGGGGACCUUGUGAGUUGGGAAACGAGCGAUAUGGGGAGCACGCGUUCUAUCAAGGGAAUCAUUGCUGAACUGGUGGCUGCUGUAGGAGCGGAGGCUGCUGGAGAUAUGGUUGUUUACUUCAGUUAA
Molecule: messenger RNA, 1341 nt
Organism: Hyaloscypha bicolor E
Lineage: Eukaryota; Fungi; Ascomycota; Leotiomycetes; Helotiales; Hyaloscyphaceae
Product: arginine-tRNA-protein transferas-like protein 1
Exons: 4
Coding region: 1-1341 (446 amino acids)
Biological process (GO): protein arginylation
Cellular component (GO): cytoplasm
Molecular function (GO): arginyl-tRNA--protein transferase activity
Source: RefSeq, a predicted model, not a curated record